GUUUCUAAAAACUUUGAUUUCUAUCUUGCUUUGUUAUAAAAUUGAAUUUCACAGUUGAAAAUAUAAACUAUUAUAAAUGGUAAUUGAAUGGUAAUUGAAUGGAAAAUUUAUUUUAUAUAGUAAAAUUAACUAUUCAUUAGUUAACGUGAUCAAACAACCCAAUUUAUAUAAAACAUUAUAUGCAUUUAUUGAAAUAAAUAAAUUAGUAAUUUUACGAAUACUCUUCAGCUGAACAAAAUGUUUUCUAACUUAUCGAUUGAUUGUAAAGUGUUACAUCGUGAAUUCUUAGAGAAGUGUAGAAAUCUGCUUGAUAAAACGAUAUUGACUAUCGAACAAUUUUAUUGCGUGAUAUUAAAUGUAUUUUAAAAUGUUACAACCCACUAUCAAUCGGACAUGAAUUACUUAUAUUUAAUAUAGAUACAUUAUAUAAUAUAUGAAUUUACUUUUACUAAAUUCCAUUCGUUUGAAGAGUGGAGAGUCGCUCUCGAAAAUUAUAGUGUAAAUCGAACUGGUUCUAGCUUUAUACGAUAUAUUUGGGUAUUCAUUCUACUUCGACGCGCAGUUGAUAGCAUAUCAAUCGGCGAUCGUUAAUCGUAGCAUAGUUCUGUUCUUAUAUUUUACUAUUUUUUGAGUUUAUGUGAAGUCUGUGCACGAUGUUCGCAAAAGUGUUGAUAUUGAUAGCUUUGAGCAUCUGCAGUUGUAAUGCUUUCACCGCCAGGCAAUUGGUUUAUCCUGGACAAGAUGAACUUUUUCAACUGACCAUCGCCCACAUGAAUGAUUUUCACGCGAGGUUUGUUCAAACUGGUCGUUGUAAUGUUGGCGACGAAGAUUGCUACGGAGGUUUGGCCCGGCUCAUGACCGCCGUCAAACAAAUCAAAUUAGAGCAGUCGAAUACGAUUUAUCUCAACGCUGGUGAUAACUAUCAAGGGACCCUAUGGUACAACUUGUUCAAAGGCAAUGCGACUGUACAUUUUAUGAAUAAGUUUCCGCAUGAUGCUAUGGCGAUCGGUAAUCAUGAUUUCGACGAUGGAGUGUCUGGACUCGUCUAUUUUCUUGAAAGAUUCAAUGCACCCGUUGUCGCUGCUAAUAUCGAUUCUAGUGAAGAGCCAAGUAUGCAGGGAUUGUAUCGUAACAGUACGAUUAUCGAAAGAUCCGGAAAAAAAAUUGGAAUCAUCGGCGUGAGUCAUGAAGAGACAAAGACCCUGUCGCAAACAGGCAAGGUUAAAUUUUUAGAUGCAGCUAGAUCGAUCAAUUUGGAAGCAGAAAAAUUGAAAAAGCAAGGAAUCGAUAUCAUUAUCGUAUUGAGCCACGUCGGCCUCGAAAACGAUCGUAAACUAGCUCGAAAUUGUCCGGACGUCGAUGUUAUCGUCGGUGGUCAUUCGCAUACUUUCCUUUACACAGGUAAGCCACCUUUCAACAACGAUGAACCCGCCGACGAUUACCCAGUAGUAGUGCAACAGGAAGACUCCAAAAGGACUGUGCUGAUCGUUCAAGCUGGAGCAUACACCAAAUACCUCGGAAAUCUCACCGUGUGGUUCGAUAGUAAGGGAGAAGUGGCCGACUGGGAGGGAGCUCCAAUUUACUUAGAUAGCUCCAUCGAGCAAGAUGAAAAAAUGCUGAAAGAUUUGAAGCCUUGGGCCGAUAUCGUCGAGCAACACGGCAAUGCAGUGGUCGGCACGAGCAGGACUACUCUCAGUAAGGAGUGUUUGUACGUCGGAGAUUGUGCCGUGGCCAAUCUGGUGACCGACAGCUUCGUUCACGCAUUCCGCAAGUUCAGUGAAUCCCCGAAACACUGGACAUAUGCAGCAAUUGCCUUCGUCAAUUCCGGUGGCGUUAGAAAUCAGUUGCCGGCGGGUAACAUCAGCUACGCCGAUGCGAUAUCAAUCUUGCCUUUCGAAGAUGAUUUAGUCGUUGUUGAAUUACCUGGAAGGAAAAUACGCAGAAUUAUUGAAAAAGGCUUAAUUAGGAAUAUAGUUAAAGGUAAAACGCAGGUACGCCUCUACUCACAUCUGUCAGGAAUACGUUUUAGUUACGAUCUGAUUAAGCCUGCAAAAUCAUGUACCACGCAUAUUCUUGUUCAAUGCCAAGCUUGUGAUAAGCCAGUAUAUGAACCUUUGGACGAGGACAAAAUCUACAGAAUGAUCUUACGUAAAUAUCUUGCAAUUCAUCCACUUUUUGCCGAAGAAAUCACUGUACCACUCAAAUCUUUCAAUAUUCGAGGUGUCGAUGCUUUGACCGAUUACAUGAAAUCAAUAUCUCCUUUCUCGUACGAAGCUGAUCAGCGAGUAACUCUUGAUUUGGAGUGUUAUAAAUAACGAAUAAAAAAUAAAAUUAAAAUCGUAUUAUGUAAAUCAUCGAGGAAAAAAGUUAAAAGUAAGGGUAUUGUACGAUAAUGAAAUUAAAAAUCUCGCGAUAAAUUAUUAAGAGAGCGCCAAAGACUGUGUUAACAUAAAAAUGUUUGUUUAGAGAAUUUUCAUUAAAAAACUUUUUAAUAUGCUGAA
This is a messenger RNA of Trichogramma pretiosum, 2501 nucleotides long. RefSeq names its product apyrase-like. Bases 654 to 2315 code for a protein of 553 amino acids. The record is from RefSeq and is a predicted model, not a curated record. Gene Ontology annotation, cellular component: plasma membrane. The transcript is spliced from 9 exons. Gene Ontology annotation, molecular function: 5'-nucleotidase activity. Gene Ontology annotation, biological process: AMP catabolic process. NCBI's taxonomy places the organism in Eukaryota, Metazoa, Arthropoda, Insecta, Hymenoptera, Trichogrammatidae.